Molecule: messenger RNA, 2134 nt
Organism: Coniophora puteana RWD-64-598 SS2
Lineage: Eukaryota; Fungi; Basidiomycota; Agaricomycetes; Boletales; Coniophoraceae
Product: kinase-like protein
Exons: 5
Coding region: 75-1835 (586 amino acids)
Biological process (GO): negative regulation of glycogen biosynthetic process; intracellular signal transduction; protein phosphorylation
Cellular component (GO): cytosol; nucleus; cytoplasm
Molecular function (GO): protein serine/threonine kinase activity; ATP binding
Source: RefSeq, a predicted model, not a curated record
GAAAGACAGAGUCUCCCAAUCCCAUAGGCUGCUACCGUAUCUUCCCCUCUGUCUACAGAUCUUAUACGCCUGUCAUGUUUGCGGAAAAUACCGUGGAUAUUGCUUCGACGUACGACGAUGAGAAUUGGCUUGCUCCCCCGAAGCCACCCCUACUCUAUCGUGCUGCUAGCGUGGGCAACAGCUGGGGAGUCACGUCGAUAGGUCGUGGAUUUGACUGGUCUGCUGGAGACCAGGAAAUGGCAACCUCCUUUGAUUCCGAGUCAAUUGGCUCCGCGAGCUGUCCUUGCGCCGUAACUCCUGUUUCAAGACAAUCUCCUUCUCGCCCAGUGCUAGCACAGUUUACCUCAGAACCUUUCUCGAUAUCACCUUCUACGUCUCAAUCAGACAUAUUGUCGCCACAAACCCACAAACCCCGAUCGCCAUUGUCUCCCAAUCCAUCUCGCCAGCCUUCCCCGAUCAGGACUCAUGCUAUUGAGCAUCGUCCUUCGCUAUCGCGCUCUCCAACUGCACCUCGUCCUCGUCGGCGAUCUUCUCAACAACGUGUCUCCCUGAUAGCGGGUCGAGUAAUGAUUGCACCCGUUGAACCUCCAUCUCCACCACCCACCAUGGCACAGGUCUUGCAGCGUGUCUCUAGCUCAGGUAGCGUAAUAUCGAUGGCUGCGAGUACAGAUCCGCCAACACCCUUACCCGAAAAUCAGUCUUUUCUUGGUGACAAGAACAUCACAGAUUUUCUCAUUGAGGCAGAAAUCGGGCGCGGUGCAUACGGCCUCGUGAAACGUGCCAGAAGGAUAAACGCUGAUGGGUCCCAUGGGCCUCCCCUUGUCAUAAAACAAGUUAUAAAGUCCAGGAUUCUGGCCGACUGCUGGAAACGACACCCCAAGUUUGGCACCAUACCUAUUGAGAUAUACGUGAUGUCAGCGAUAUCUUCAACCUCCUAUUCGUUGCCCCCCAAACGCCCAUGGGACCCCUCUCGAAAGUGCAACGUACUUGUGUCAGAGGGCUCGUUGGAAAGUUCUCCGACACCGUCCACCGAUGAAUGGCAAGCCGGUAAAGUCGUCAAAGGACAUCCAAAUAUUUGCCCGCUGCUUGAAUUCUUUGAAGACAAUCACUACUACUACCUCGUUCUGCCUUCUUCAACACCAGACCAUCAGCCCGACAAGCCAACCCCUCCUUCCGACCUAUUUGACCUCGUUGAAGCCUACCCUACGGGACUUCCACCAUGCUCUGUACGAAGCUAUCUCGGACAGCUUAGUGAUGCUCUAUGCUUCCUACAUUCGCGCGGUAUAGUUCAUCGCGAUGUCAAAGAUGAGAACGUCGUUCUUGGACCAAAUGGUAAAUGUAUCCUCAUCGACUUUGGGAGUUCUGGUUUGGUCAAGAAAAGUGGGUGGGAUACUUUCAGUGGAACUUUGGACUAUGCUGGCCCGGAAAUCCUCCGUGGUGAGCGAUAUUAUGGCAAAGAGCAAGAUGUCUGGGCCUUUGGCGUCGUUGCCUACGUGCUCCUCGUCGGCGAAUGCCCCUUCACCACUGCCGCUGAAGCGCAAGAUGGCCUGGAUUCCCCAUUUGCCAACGCAUCGAUCGCUCUCGACGAGCGUUGUGGAGACGAUAAGGAGACUGAAGGAGAAGAAGCUGACGGCGGCGGUGCUCUAGGCGAUGCUGCUGCGCUUGUCAAGACGUGUCUUCAGGUGGACGUCGCCACUCGUCCUACAUUCGAGGACAUUCUACAGUGUCGAUUCUUGGCCGGCGGAAGUGGCUGGGGUUUGAAUACGCCAUUCGGCAAAACGAGCCAAGCUCGGGCUCCCUCCCAUUUAAGCGCUUUCCCUUCCCGAAUGAAUUGAUUCAUUGCUUAAAUGGCAUUGCGUUGAUCAUGGCUAUGAGAAUGUCCGAAUCUGCAGCAUUACCUUACUGCCCCGCUGUCACUCUAACAAGCUCAAGUACUAGUGUCAUCAACUUUGCCCCCUUGUUUCAUAGUAGUUACCGUUGUGCUCGAUGUAGGUGAAAUCGGAAGGACUAUCUUCCGUACUAAGUAAAGGUCUGCCUACGGGAGACUAGGUAAAACCUCAUAAUCGCAUGAACGACCAGACACGGUAUUUCGGAUUUGUCGUCUUGUAUGGUUAGAGAUGCGCGCUGAAGUAGG